This is a messenger RNA of Miscanthus lutarioriparius, 408 nucleotides long. NCBI's taxonomy places the organism in Eukaryota, Viridiplantae, Streptophyta, Magnoliopsida, Poales, Poaceae. The record is from the annotation of a GenBank genome assembly.
AUGGACGGCCAGGGCAACGGCGACGCGGGUGGGAGCCAGUGCGACAUCGUGGCGCGGGCCUUCGUGGAUCACUACUACCGCACGUUCGACUUCGACCGCGCCGCGCUGGCCGCGCUCUACGGCCAAACCUCCAUGCUCUCCUUCGAGGGCCACGCCGUCGCAGGCGCCGAGGAGAUCGGCCAGAAGCUGGCGCAGCUGCCCUUCGAGCAAUGCCGGCACACCGUCAGCACAGUCGACUGCCAGCCCUCGCCGUCCUUCCCCGGCAGCAUCCUGGUGUUCGUCAGCGGCAACCUCCAGCUCGCCGGCGAGGAGCACCAGCUGAGGUUCAGCCAGAUGUUUCAGCUGGUACCCAACGAGCAGGGGAGCUUCUUCGUGCAGAAUGACAUAUUCCGGCUCAACUACGGCUGA